AUGAGUAACACGGAUUUCUUGGGGCGGGCAAUCGAUACCGUCAAGAAGGCGAUCGAGAAUGACAAUGAUGGCGAGUACGAGAAGGCUUAUCAACUCUACUACUCCGCAUUGGAGUUGUUUAUGCUGGCUCUCAAGUGGGAGAAGAACCCCCGGUCAAAAGAGAUGAUCCGGGCGAAGGCCGGCGAGUAUAUGGAUCGCGCAGAGAAGCUGAAAAACCAUCUUGCAACGCCGGACGGUGGGAAAAAGCCAAGCGCGGUGGGCGCGAAUGGCAAAGUAUCGCAGGGAAGUGGGAAGGGCGAGUACGUUAUUUGCCCCGCCCUUGAUUUUGCGCUUUUGCACCUACUGUACCUACAGGCUUAUUGUUAUUCGUUCUCGGAGAACGUCCUGUUGAAUUCGAGCCGUUCAAAGAAAGAAGACGAUAACGGCGAGGACGCGGAAUCCAAGAAGCUUCGCUCGGCGCUUCAAGGAGCCAUCUUAUCUGACAAACCGAAUGUUAAAUGGGAGGACGUUGCUGGCUUAGAGAGCGCGAAGGAGGCGCUGAAAGAGGCCGUCAUCCUCCCGAUCAAGUUCCCGCAUCUUUUUACUGGAAAGCGACAACCCUGGAAGGGUAUCUUGCUCUAUGGCCCCCCGGGUACCGGAAAGUCCUAUCUUGCCAAAGCUGUCGCAACGGAGGCAAACAGCACAUUCUUCAGUGUGAGCAGUAGUGACUUGGUAUCGAAGUGGAUGGGUGAAAGUGAAAGACUUGUGAAACAGCUCUUCAAUAUGGCCCGUGAAAACAAACCUGCGAUUAUCUUCAUUGACGAGGUCGAUGCGCUGUGCGGCCCUCGUGGCGAAGGUGAAUCCGAGGCGUCGCGACGUAUCAAGACCGAGCUUCUGGUGCAAAUGGAUGGUGUGGGAAAUGACUCUAGGGGAGUUUUGAUUCUGGGUGCAACCAACAUUCCUUGGCAAUUGGAUGCCGCUAUUCGGCGACGAUUCCAGCGCAGAGUUCACAUCAGUCUGCCUGAUAUCAAUGCACGGAUGAAGAUGUUCAUGCUGGCCGUGGGCUCGACGCCGUGUCAUAUGACACAAGCGGACUACAAGCAACUAGCCGAUAUGAGUGAGGGCUACUCCGGUAGUGAUAUCAGUAUUGCUGUGCAGGAUGCUCUGAUGCAACCCAUCCGCAAGAUUCAAACCGCGACACACUAUAAGAAGGUGACUGUUGAAGGCGAGGAGAAAGUCACCCCUUGCUCACCAGGCGAUCCCGGCGCAGUGGAAAUGACCUGGCUCAACGUGGAAGCCGAGAAGCUUCUCGAGCCCCCUCUGGUUCUGAAGGAUUUCAUUAAGGCUGUGCGUAAUUCCCGGCCAACAGUCAGCAACGAGGAUCUUACAAGGAACUCCGAGUGGACGAAGGAGUUCGGUAGCGAAGGAGCAUGA
This is a messenger RNA of Penicillium manginii, 1413 nucleotides long. Its product is annotated as AAA family ATPase VPS4. The record is from RefSeq and is a predicted model, not a curated record. Gene Ontology annotation, biological process: endosomal transport; vacuole organization. Gene Ontology annotation, molecular function: ATP binding; ATP hydrolysis activity. NCBI's taxonomy places the organism in Eukaryota, Fungi, Ascomycota, Eurotiomycetes, Eurotiales, Aspergillaceae. Bases 1 to 1413 code for a protein of 470 amino acids. The transcript has 4 exons.